This is a messenger RNA of Polyodon spathula (Mississippi paddlefish), 1365 nucleotides long. RefSeq names its product WW domain binding protein 1 (gene wbp1). The coding region runs from base 96 to 974 and encodes 292 amino acids. The record is from RefSeq and is a predicted model, not a curated record. The transcript is spliced from 5 exons. Lineage: Eukaryota; Metazoa; Chordata; Actinopteri; Acipenseriformes; Polyodontidae.
GUCUAACUCCCCGCGGCCUCUGAGUCAGUACCACCCUUGCAUUGAUCGAGAACAAACAAAACAUCCCGGUGUUCCCCGGCCGGUAACCCAGAAAGAUGGUGCGGACUCCCCGGGACUCGUUUCUCUGUCUGCUUUGUACAGGGGCCUGUUUGGUGCAGGGGAAGGAGUUCUGUUUUGGGGAGAACAGGGAGCCCUACCGCUGUGAGAUGGGGUACUGCUGCGGAGAGACCGAGUGCUGCACCUACUACCAUGAGCUGUGGUGGUUCUGGCUGGUCUGGACUGUCAUUAUCCUCCUGAGCUGCUGCUGUGCGUACCGACACCGCAGGCUGAAGCUGCGACUCCAGCAUGAGCAGAGGCAGCGGGAGAUCAGCCUCAUGGCAUACCAGGGAGCCUCGAGCACCUCCACCCCCCUGGCACCCAUCACCCUCCGAUUGUGGUCGAGCUUUAAGCUCCCCGCUUAUGACGAGGUAGCGGGCCACCCCCCCACCCCGCCCCCGCCUUACUCCCCUGAACAGGACGCGGAUCCCGCAGUGAUGUUAGUGACAUCACUGACGCAGCAGCAGCAGCAUCAUGAAGAGGAGUGGGAGGGGGCAGAACCCGGCACCCUGCAUCGUGACACGCCAGCAGAGGGAGGAGCCAGAGCGGGAACCAGUCACGGAAGGGAGAACUGUCUCUCCCGCAGCUCAGUGCGAGUGGAGUCCACUCCCCAAGGGGAGGGGGAAGGGGAGGAGUCCAGCGACACUGGCAGGCGGAGGAGGCACAUGACAGGAGAUUCUGGGAUCGAGGUGUGCGCAUGCCGCGGGGAUGGGGACCCCUGCCUGGAGGAAGAUGCAGGGGGGGAAGGGAGGCUGUGUCAGGGGAUGGCUGGGGAGUGCUGUGAAGCCAGCAGCCUCAACACCAAGCAGCAGCAACGAGACCGAGCGAGCAGCCAGCAAGACACCCGACCUGGGGAGCCUGAACAGAACGGGCUUUAGAGACUCGAGGAGCCCGAACAGAACGGGCUUUUGAGACCCAAGUGUGCAUGUGUGUGUGUGCGUGUGUGUCACUGUCAGUCUUUUACGUUCUAGCUUCUGUUGGUUAUUUGAUUAGAAAUUAGAAAUCAGAGUUUCAGGUUUGUUUUUUUGUUGUUUUUUUCAAGUUACUGUCGUUUUUAAUUCCCUUCUUUUUUCUUUCUUUGUUGAAUAGAUUUUUAAAUUUUGAUUUUUACUGCGUUAUUUAGACCAGAUGAGAAUCAGACUCCCCUUGCACAGGGGUGAGUUUGAGCUUCUUACUUACACACACUGGGGCUCAUCAAGCUGCUAGUAAAACCUGGAGUGGAGUUGAAUAGAAUGGAAUGGAAUGGAACGGGGGGGGGGGUAAUUUGUU